CUUCCCUUUACGCAACGUCUUUUGCCCCCGUAUUACAACUCAUCAUGUUGUCGCUACGUACCAUCGCCCGCUCUGUGCCUCGCACCAUUUCGCGCUCUAUUGCCACCACCUCCCGUUCUUCUCUUUUCCGUCCUGUCCCGACUGUCCCUAAGAAUGUCAUUCUGCAAUCUGCUCUGAAGCCCUCUUAUGCUGCUUUCUCGACAUCCCGGGUGUUCAAGCAGUCUCCUGCUGAAGGUGACUUCGAGCUUGCCGCCAAGCUUGAGGAUGAAUUGAAGCACGAGAAGGCUUCCGGUCUUGAAGACCUGGAUUCCUCUGUCCAGAACAUUCAGUAUGUUCUCCAGAACAACUCUUGGGAGGUCAAGGAUGUUCCCGGUGAGCAGGAAGUUGUGUUGACAAAGAAGUUUGGCAAUGAGGAGAUUCGUCUCACCUUUACCGUUGCUGAUCUUCAGAACCUGAGCGAGCAGGAGGAGUUUGACGACCAGGUUUUGAGUGAUGAGCUGGACUUCGAGUCUGGCCAUCAGCCCGCUAACAAGGGCUCUGCUGGGAACGUUUCCCAGCACGCCGAGGACCGUGUUGCCCCGGCCGACCGGGAACUGGAUGACUUGGACCGUGAUCUGGAGCCUAGCUUCCCUGCCCGCGUCAACAUCACCGUCGAGAAGCCCAGCAACGGCGCUCUUCUGAUCCAGACUGUUGCUCAGGAUGGUCUCUUCCAGAUUGAGGAGGUCUCAUACUUCUCCAAGCCUGACUUGGCGCAUGCCCAGACCGCUGAGAAGGACUGGGCCAGACAGAGCCUCUACGCUGGACCUCCUUUUGAGAACCUGGAUGAGGAUCUGCAGACCUACUUGGAACGUUACCUCGAGGAAAGAGGCAUCAACGCUGAGCUCGCCAACAUGAUCCCCGACUACAUCCAGGUGAAGGAGCAGAAGGAAUACGUUCGCUGGCUCGAAAGCGUUAAGAACUUUAUCUCUGCUUAAGCGCGGACCAGUGAUGCAAGAGUUCAUCUAUGAAGAUGCAUCGAAUAAUCCCUACUCCUAAUUCUAAUCCCACCCUUUCAGACAUUACCCCCAUAAAACAUUUUGCGAGGAGGUUCAUCAUCACUUCCUAUGUCAUGCUAGCUUGAUGUCUGCCCAUGCGAAUCGCCUCUGAAUACUCUCUGGGCUGUAUGUACGUGUAUCAAUAUAGAAACGAAUUGAGCAACCACUUGUAUUAUAUUUAAAACCUAAACGUCCCACAGUGUGAUGUAUUGUGCUAAGGGGGAAUAU
Messenger RNA from Aspergillus alliaceus, 1262 nucleotides. Its product is annotated as MAM33 family protein. The transcript has 5 exons. The record is from RefSeq and is a predicted model, not a curated record. NCBI's taxonomy places the organism in Eukaryota, Fungi, Ascomycota, Eurotiomycetes, Eurotiales, Aspergillaceae. Gene Ontology annotation, cellular component: mitochondrial matrix. Bases 45 to 974 code for a protein of 309 amino acids. Gene Ontology annotation, biological process: cytosolic ribosome assembly.